Acyrthosiphon pisum (pea aphid) is the source of this 4379-nucleotide messenger RNA. RefSeq names its product hypoxia up-regulated Grp170 co-chaperone protein (gene Grp170). Gene Ontology annotation, biological process: endoplasmic reticulum unfolded protein response. The transcript has 16 exons. NCBI's taxonomy places the organism in Eukaryota, Metazoa, Arthropoda, Insecta, Hemiptera, Aphididae. Gene Ontology annotation, molecular function: ATP binding; ATP-dependent protein folding chaperone. The coding region runs from base 554 to 3436 and encodes 960 amino acids. Gene Ontology annotation, cellular component: endoplasmic reticulum chaperone complex. The record is from RefSeq and is a predicted model, not a curated record.
UUAAAUGAAGUAUAAAAAAAACAUAUUACCCACAUUUUAAAGACAUUCUUAUCAACGAACGGGUACAAAAUGGAUAUUUGAGUAAAACUUUAGGAAAAUUGGCAGAUACGUGUCAAGACAGUCGACCAAUCAGAAGCCGCCAAAUCGGCGAUUUUGUUGGUUUUUUUGUACUUAUGUAUAACUAAUGUGUGUUGAGUUACGAUUAUGUUACGUCUUAAUUUGUGUCUUGUGAUAUUUAAUUUAACUUAGCAUACGUAGUCAUUAGCCGUAUGCCUGACUUAUACGUUACAGUUGUAAGGGUAUUCAAACAAAUUGUCUCUAAUAUAUUUAAUUGAUCUUUACUGUACUUAUAUUAUUUGGAUUUAAAAUAUUAUUGUGAAAAUUCUACAUUGAUAAUAUUAUCAAUAUCAGACAUGAUAGUUUCCACUUUACCCGGUGGAUUUUUCCAAUUUUCGUUGUAAUAAAUUACAUACGAUUAUUCCUAAAAUAUAGUGUAAGGGGAAAAUAGUAUACUUUUUAGUUACGUAAGUUUUUACUCUUGACAAUCUUCAAAAUGGGUAUCCCAUUCUGGAAAUGUGUCACAGCACUGACGAUGUUUUUGGUUUUGAGUUUACAUAUUGCUAAUGUACACGGUUUAGCUGUAAUGAGUGUCGAUAUUGGUUCAGAAUGGAUGAAAGUAGCAAUAGUUUCACCUGGUGUGCCAAUGGAAAUAGCUCUUAAUAAAGAAUCUAAAAGGAAAACUCCGACUGCUAUAGCAUUCCGCAAUGGUGAACGUACAUUUGGCGAAGAUGCACUUACAGUUGGCGUUCGAUUCCCAUCCAACUGUUACAUUUAUUUUCUUGACUUAUUGGGAAAGAAAAUAGAUAAUCCAAUUGUAGAUCUCUAUAAAAAACGUUUUCCCUAUUACAACAUUAUUCCUGAUCCAAAAAGAAAUACAGUACUUUUCAAGCACGGUGAAUCAGAUGAUUAUUUUUCACCCGAAGAACUUGUGGCGAUGAUGUUGGAAAAAGCAAGAGAAUUCGCACAAGAUAGUGCUGGACAAGCUAUAAAUGAAGCAGUAAUUUCUGUUCCUGGUUAUUUUGGUCAAGCUGAACGAACUGCAAUGCUAAAAGCAGCAGAAAUUGCUGGAAUUAAAGUACUACAACUAAUUAACAGUUAUACUGCAGCUGCACUAAAUUAUGGUAUAUUCCGUACAAAAAGUUUUAAUGAAACAACGCCAAUGUAUAUGAUGUUUUACGAUAUGGGAGCAUAUGGUACUCAGGUUUCAGUUGUAUCCUAUCAGUUGAUAAAAUCUAAAGAUAGAAUAGCUCCUGAACUUCAACCUCAUCUUGCUGUACUAGGAGUGGGCUAUGAACGUAAUUUGGGUGGCUUGGAAAUGCAACUACGACUAAGAGAUUACUUAGCAGCCAAAUUUAAUAAUUUAAAACUAACACCCAAUGAUGUUACUAAAAAUACUCGAUCAAUGGCAAAAUUAUUCAAAGAAGCUGGACGAUUAAAGAAUGUACUAAGUGCUAACACUGAACAUUUUGCCCAAAUAGAAGGCUUAAUUGAUGAAAAAGAUAUGCGUAUCAAAGUUACCAGGGAAGAAUUAGAAGAAUUGUGUAAAGAUUUAUUUGAUAAAGUUGUGCUUCCAGCUAAAAGAGCUUUAGAAGCAUCCGGAUUAACUAUUGAACUGAUUGAACAAGUUAUGUUAUCUGGUGCUGGUACUAGAGUUCCUCGAGUUCAAGACCGUUUGGUUAAAGAUUUAAAGAGUAAUCAACCGCUUGGUCGAUCCUUAAAUACUGAUGAAGCUUCUGCUUUAGGAGCUGCAUAUAAAGCAGCAGAUCUUAGUAAUGGAUUUAAAGUAAAAGCAUUUAUUACUAAGGAUGCUACAUUAUUCCCUAUACAGGUUACAUUUGAUAAAGAAGUUAUAGAUGAGAAUAAAGCAGCAAAACAAGUCAAGCGCAUUUUGUUUGGUCACAUGAAUCCAUAUCCACAACGCAAAAUAAUAACAUUUAAUAAGCAUCAACAAGAUUUUGAUUUCACUGUGGGUUAUGCAGAACUUGGCCAUUUAGAUGAAAAUGAAAUUAAAUGUUUAGGUUCUUUGUCAUUAAGUAAUAUUAAAUUAAAUGGUGUACGAGAUGCCUAUUCCAAAUAUCAAGGUCAAGAAGGUGCCGAUACCAAAGGAAUAAAAGCACACUUUGCAAUGGAUGAUAGUGGAUUAUUAGUUUUACAAAAUGUUGAGUUGUUAGUUGAAAAAACUGUUACAGCUGAUACAGAAGAAGAAUCUACUUUAUCAAAGAUUGGAAAUACAAUUAGCAAUUUGUUUAAAGGUCCUGAAGAAGUAUUAAAAGAAGAAAAACCAGUUCAUGAAGCUCCAGAAGAAGAUCCUAUUUCCCAAGCUCCUAAUAAUACAACAAAUAAUACUGAUACUUUUGAUCAAACAAACAGUACUGAACAAGUUAAAUUAAAUGAUACAAUUCCAAUUUCUGAUUCUAAGAAAAAUUUAAAAGUUGUAACAGUUAAAGAAACUAUUGAUGUUAACCAUGAAUACUUAUUUGUACUUCCUGCUCAAGAUGAUGAUUUGCAAAGUUCAAUUAAUAAGAUAGCAGGACUUAAAGAAAUAGAUUUAGCAAAAUCACGCAAAGAAACCUCUUUAAAUAAUUUAGAAACGGCAAUUAUUGAAACACGUGAAAAAUUAGAACAACCUGAUUAUUCUAGUUCUGCUACUGAGAUUGAAACUCGAUCAAUCUUAGAUAAAUGUUCUGAGAUAUCAGAUUGGUUGGAAGAUGAUGGUUUUGGUGCUGAAGCUGAAGUUUUAGACUCUAAAUUUGAUGAUUUAAAAAAAAUAGUAUUACCUGUUUGGGAAAGAACUUUUGAGCAUGCAGAAAGACCAUCAAGAUUGGAAGCACUAAAUAGUGCAUUGAACAAUAGUAAUUCAUUUUUGGAAAAAAUAAAAAAUACCACAUUGGAUGAUACUCCAUUUACACAAGUAGAAAUAGAUACACUUGACAAAUUGAUUUCCGAAAUUACAAGCUGGAAAGAUAAACAAGUAGAAGAACAGGAAAAACUUCCAAAGUCUGUUGAUCCGGUGUUGACAAUUCAAACAAUUGCAAUAAAACAUUCAUCGAUAGAACGCGAGAUGAGAUAUUUGAUGACAAAAUUCACUUCCUGGAAACCAAAAAAGAAAGAGGAACCUAAAGUCAAAGCACCAACAUCACAGACUGAUAAUGAAAAAGCUAAAACACCUGAAGAACAAGAUAAUGAUUCUACAGUUAAGACUAACGCGCAUGAUGAUGUAGACAAGUCUACUGCACAUGAACCAAGUAAUACUAUAGAAGAUAAUGCCGAAUCUGAAAGUCCAUUAAAAACAGAUAAACCCAAACCAACUGAAUUACCAAUAGUUGAACCUACCAAAACUGAGGAGAAAAGAGAUGACACACACACGGAGUUAUAAUAAAAGAAAAUUGGUGUCUAAAUUGUGCAAGUGAACACAGGCUAUCGUGCAUUCCAGGAUCCAGUUAUUGAAGACUAAUGUUAAUUCUGUACAUUUUUUAAUUUAUUUACUCUGGAUAAUUGCAUUUUGUUGUAUUUUUUAAUUACAUCGUUGAAAAUAAAAUUGGAUGAAAUAAGUAAAAUUAUUAUUAAAGAAAAAAAAAUGUUUAUAAAUGGUUCUGAGCGCACAUUCACAUUAUCAAAGUAUAAAACAAUGAAAAACUGAGAUAAUGAUAAACAAGAAACUGUAUACAUUUUUAAUACUUGAUACUUAUAAUUACAAAUAUUAUUUAAAGUAGAAAACAAACUGUACAUACAUUUUGAAAAUUGUUUUGUUUAAAAUUAAGAAGACAUUGUGAUGUUAAUUAUACAUUAAAACUUUGUCAAAUUUUGGUUAGUUGUAAUUUUCUUUUUAAGUAUUAAAAAAGCAUUUUUAUAUGAAACUAUUUUGCAUAAAUUAAAAUAUCCACUAGCUAAUCCAAAAUUGUAUUGCUGUUAAUAUUAAAAAAAACAAUAGUUAUCUUAAUGAAUAAUACCUUACAUAAUAGUACAUUUUGGAUCAGUCGUAUUCACAAUUUUCAUUGUUUUAUAUUGGUGUAUAUUACUUACAUAUUAUUAUUAUCCUAUUUCAUAGUAACAGGGUAUAAUAAUACACAUGACAUGACAUAAUCCUUUCUAUAAUUUAAUUAAUCAGUAUAAUAAAGUGUUCUUUUAAAACUUAAGUACAUGCAUAAAAAUUAAAAAUAAUUUUUUUUGUAAAUUAUCAUUAUAUUAAUUGAAUUGUAUUAUAUAUUGAUGUCACUGAAUAAUCACAAUAAUUAACUUUAGCUCACCUCUAUAAUCCACUGAUAAUGACUUAUAUGUAAAAUAUAAAGAAUAAUAAAAAUGUAUUGCUAGUAAAAAAA